Messenger RNA from Diprion similis, 1158 nucleotides. RefSeq names its product inositol monophosphatase 1-like. Gene Ontology annotation, biological process: signal transduction; phosphatidylinositol phosphate biosynthetic process; inositol metabolic process. The transcript is spliced from 6 exons. The record is from RefSeq and is a predicted model, not a curated record. The coding region runs from base 139 to 1023 and encodes 294 amino acids. Lineage: Eukaryota; Metazoa; Arthropoda; Insecta; Hymenoptera; Diprionidae. Gene Ontology annotation, molecular function: inositol monophosphate 1-phosphatase activity.
UACGAUCCCAGAUACCUGAAUACACGUAUAACUAGAAACCUUGAAAUUUACGACCUCGAUUAUACCGAGCAGAUGAAAGUCAGGUUUCAGUAGCGUUUCCAUCGUUCUUAGUCUGUCAACGUGAAGCAACGCUAUAAGAUGACCACGAUGACGAGUGAUAACGAUUUGACAAAUUUUUACGAGACGGUAGAAAUCCUGGCUAGAGAUGCGGGAAAGGUUAUAGCUGAAGCUAUAAACAAGGAAAAGAAAGUCUCAGUUAAAGGAAUCGAUUGGGAUUUAGUGACGGAAUACGAUCGAAGAGUGGAGGAAACUGUAAUAACCAGCUUGUCAGCAAAGUUUCCCAGUCACAAGUUUAUAGGAGAAGAAGAUGUGGCGAAAGAAGGUAAACCACCAGAAUUGACUAACGAUCCCACUUGGAUAAUUGAUCCAAUAGACGGAACGACUAACUUUGUUCACAAGUUUCCUCACGUUUGUAUCUCCAUCGCUUUGGUCAUCAAUAAAAGAGUUGAAAUCGGAAUUGUUUACAAUCCUGUGAUAGAACAAUUCUUCUCUGCAGUGAGGGGAAGAGGAGCUUUUCUAAAUGGGACUCGGAUCCGAACUUCUGGUGUUCAAGACCUUUCGCAUGCUCUGGUCGGAAUGGAACCAUGGUUAGCCAAAGAUGAAAAACAUACCAUAAGUGUAUAUAGCAGAGCACAUUUUUUAAUUCAGAGGACUCACGGAAUUAGAUCCCUGGGACUGGCUGCGUUAAGUCUAUGCUAUGUGGCGAUGGGCGCAAUCGAAGCAUAUCACAUCGAAGGCAUAGACCCAUGGGACGUGGCUGCCGGACAAUUAAUUAUCGAAGAGGCUGGGGGGACGGUUGUGGAUACCACUGGUGGAGUUUUAGAUUUGAUGAACCCAAAAGUGAUUGCAGCCUGCAAUCGUGAAAUAGCUGAACAAAUUGUUAAUCUAUUCAAGGAAACAGACAGCAUAACUCAGAAAAAAAUAUCAGACUUCUUGCCACUGAUAAAUUCAAAUGCUCAAUAAUAUUUUAUUUGUAUCUUGUACCGUAUGUGAGUGAAGAGAUUAGAAAAAUCGUCACAUAUAUGUUCAAGUUCUGAAAUUGUUCUUUAUUCUCUUAACUUAAUUCAUCCUUUGAAUUAUAACUAUUAAAUUUAAACC